AUGGCCGAGAACGUUGAUGCCGCCGAGAUGAACGAGGAUCAAACAGGGUAUCAUUUCUACCCAGGGGGAGAUGCGUCACUCGUCGACGUCAACGCUCACGUGUAUCGUUUCGCAAGGACAGCAGCGGGAGGUUCUGGACUCUCGAGGGUGGAUAUCAAGGAGUUGAUAUCCAUCCUCAUAGAGGUGUUGAGUAAUCCUGAGCGUCUAUCGAUCAAGUCACUCGCCGCGUUUGACAGCUACAAAAAAUUGCAACUAGCCGAUGCUAAAUUGACUCCAUUCGAACAGGUCAAUCUCGCAAAGGAGGGGGAUUUGCAGCUGGUUAUCAUGUGGCGUCGUUCUGUGCUGUCAUGCGUGAGAAGUCUUUACGAGAACGUGGCGAACGCUACCGGCUUCGUAGUGAAACCACCCAAGGAGAUUCCUGGUGCGAGGCGGAUUUACAAAGGUCCCGAGACGGGGAGCUGGUGGCGCGACGUUCUUAAGGAGUUGCCUCAAGGAGCAUCGGUAGCUGCUGUGAUUAUCUAUUCAGACGAGACGACACUCACUAUCGAUGGAGGCCUCAAGGGAUGGCCUGUGUACAUUUCACUGGCCAACAUCGCUGCGGGGAAUCGUUGGAGAACACACGGCCAUCGGCUCGUCGCUUUGCUUCCUGACGACGACGGCAGCUUCUACUCGAAGGCGGAUCAACCACGUCGACGGCUGGAGGUGUUCCAAGAGGCUCUGAAUCUCAUCAUGGAUGAGUUGAAGGUUGGCCAACGCGAAACCACGUCAUCAUCCUCCUCCUCCAAACAUUUCCCCCUCUCAUUUCUCUUCCUUCUCUCCCCUCCCUCCCCUCCCCCCUUUCCCUCCUCUCCCUCCUUUUCCUUCUCCCUCUUCCCCUUCCCCCCCCUCCUGAAUCGACCCCUCUCCCACCCAAUCCGUGGUCACACUCUAAAACUCCAACAUCCCCAGUCUCUCCUCUUCUUUUCUUCCUUCUGUCCCUCCUGUCCGCCUCUUCAUUUCCCUGAAAGAGUCUCCUUUUCAAGCCGCCACCAGAAUUACCCCGACCUUCCGCAUGAUGACAUCUAUCAGAAUCACUGUUAUCAUGGAGGCCUUGGUUACAGUGCUGUUGGUAACCAGCGAAGCCUUGGUUACCAUGGCGUUGAUGGCGUUGGUGGCUGCGAGGCCGCUGUAGCUCCGUUCGUCUCCACCGGUGGCUGCGAGGCCGCUGUAGCUCCGUUCGUCUCCACCGGUGGCUGCGAGGCCGCUGUAGCUCCGUUCGUCUCCACCGGUGGCUGCGAGGCCGCUGUAGCUCCGUUCGUCUCCACCGGUGGCUGCGAGGCCGCUGUAGCUCCGUUCGUCUCCACCGGUGGCUGCGAGGCCGCUGUAGCUCCGUUCGUCUCCACCGGUGGCUGCGAGGCCGCUGUAGCUCCGUUCGUCUCCACCGGUGGCUGCGAGGCCGCUGUAGCUCCGUUCGUCUCCACCGGUGGCUGCGAGGCCGCUGUAGCUCCGUUCGUCUCCACCGGUGGCUGCGAGGCCGCUGUAGCUCCGUUCGUCUCCACCGGUGGCUGCGAGGCCGCUGUAGCUCCGUUCCUCCGUUCGUCUCCACCGGUGGCUGCGAGGCCGCUGAAGCUCCGUUCGUCUCCACCGGUGGCUGCGAGGCCGCUGAAGCUCCGUUCGUCUCCACCGGUGGCUGCGAGGCCGCUGAAGCUCCGUUCGUCUCCACCGGUGGCUGCGAGGCCGCUGAAGCUCCGUUCGUCUCCACCGGUGGCUGCGAGGCCGCUGAAGCUCCGUUCGUCUCCACCGGUGGCUGCGAGGCCGCUGAAGCUCCGUUCGUCUCCACCGGUGGCUGCGAGGCCGCUGAAGCUCCGUUCGUCUCCACCGGUGGCUGCGAGGCCGCUGAAGCUCCGUUCGUCUCCACCGGUGGCUGCGAGGCCGCUGAAGCUCCGUUCGUCUCCACCGGUGGCUGCGAGGCCGCUGAAGCUCCGUUCGUCUCCACCGGUGGCUGCGAGGCCGCUGAAGCUCCGUUCGUCUCCACCGGUGGCUGCGAGGCCGCUGAAGCUCCGUUCGUCUCCACCGGUGGCUGCGAGGCCGCUGAAGCUCCGUUCGUCUCCACCGGUGGCUGCGAGGCCGCUGAAGCUCCGUUCGUCUCCACCGGUGGCUGCGAGGCCGCUGAAGCUCCGUUCGUCUCCACCGGUGGCUGCGAGGCCGCUGAAGCUCCGUUCGUCUCCACCGGUGGCUGCGAGGCCGCUGAAGCUCCGUUCGUCUCCACCGGUGGCUGCGAGGCCGCUGAAGCUCCGUUCGUCUCCACCGGUGGCUGCGAGGCCGCUGAAGCUCCGUUCGUCUCCACCGGUGGCUGCGAGGCCGCUGAAGCUCCGUUCGUCUCCACCGGUGGCUGCGAGGCCGCUGAAGCUCCGUUCGUCUCCACCGGUGGCUGCGAGGCCGCUGAAGCUCCGUUCGUCUCCACCGGUGGCUGCGAGGCCGCUGAAGCUCCGUUCGUCUCCACCGGUGGCUGCGAGGCCGCUGAAGCUCCGUUCGUCUCCACCGGUGGCUGCGAGGCCGCUGAAGCUCCGUUCGUCUCCACCGGUGGCUGCGAGGCCGCUGAAGCUCCGUUCGUCUCCACCGGUGGCUGCGAGGCCGCUGAAGCUCCGUUCGUCUCCACCGGUGGCUGCGAGGCCGCUGAAGCUCCGUUCGUCUCCACCGGUGGCUGCGAGGCCGCUGAAGCUCCGUUCGUCUCCACCGGUGGCUGCGAGGCCGCUGAAGCUCCGUUCGUCUCCACCGGUGGCUGCGAGGCCGCUGAAGCUCCGUUCGUCUCCACCGGUGGCUGCGAGGCCGCUGAAGCUCCGUUCGUCUCCACCGGUGGCUGCGAGGCCGCUGAAGCUCCGUUCGUCUCCACCGGUGGCUGCGAGGCCGCUGAAGCUCCGUUCGUCUCCACCGGUGGCUGCGAGGCCGCUGAAGCUCCGUUCGUCUCCACCGGUGGCUGCGAGGCCGCUGAAGCUCCGUUCGUCUCCACCGGUGGCUGCGAGGCCGCUGAAGCUCCGUUCGUCUCCACCGGUGGCUGCGAGGCCGCUGAAGCUCCGUUCGUCUCCACCGGUGGCUGCGAGGCCGCUGAAGCUCCGUUCGUCUCCACCGGUGGCUGCGAGGCCGCUGAAGCUCCGUUCGUCUCCACCGGUGGCUGCGAGGCCGCUGAAGCUCCGUUCGUCUCCACCGGUGGCUGCGAGGCCGCUGAAGCUCCGUUCGUCUCCACCGGUGGCUGCGAGGCCGCUGAAGCUCCGUUCGUCUCCACCGGUGGCUGCGAGGCCGCUGAAGCUCCGUUCGUCUCCACCGGUGGCUGCGAGGCCGCUGAAGCUCCGUUCGUCUCCACCGGUGGCUGCGAGGCCGCUGAAGCUCCGUUCGUCUCCACCGGUGGCUGCGAGGCCGCUGAAGCUCCGUUCGUCUCCACCGGUGGCUGCGAGGCCGCUGAAGCUCCGUUCGUCUCCACCGGUGGCUGCGAGGCCGCUGAAGCUCCGUUCGUCUCCACCGGUGGCUGCGAGGCCGCUGAAGCUCCGUUCGUCUCCACCGGUGGCUGCGAGGCCGCUGAAGCUCCGUUCGUCUCCACCGGUGGCUGCGAGGCCGCUGAAGCUCCGUUCGUCUCCACCGGUGGCUGCGAGGCCGCUGAAGCUCCGUUCGUCUCCACCGGUGGCUGCGAGGCCGCUGAAGCUCCGUUCGUCUCCACCGGUGGCUGCGAGGCCGCUGAAGCUCCGUUCGUCUCCACCGGUGGCUGCGAGGCCGCUGAAGCUCCGUUCGUCUCCACCGGUGGCUGCGAGGCCGCUGAAGCUCCGUUCGUCUCCACCGGUGGCUGCGAGGCCGCUGAAGCUCCGUUCGUCUCCACCGGUGGCUGCGAGGCCGCUGAAGCUCCGUUCGUCUCCACCGGUGGCUGCGAGGCCGCUGAAGCUCCGUUCGUCUCCACCGGUGGCUGCGAGGCCGCUGAAGCUCCGUUCGUCUCCACCGGUGGCUGCGAGGCCGCUGAAGCUCCGUUCGUCUCCACCGGUGGCUGCGAGGCCGCUGAAGCUCCGUUCGUCUCCACCGGUGGCUGCGAGGCCGCUGAAGCUCCGUUCGUCUCCACCGGUGGCUGCGAGGCCGCUGAAGCUCCGUUCGUCUCCACCGGUGGCUGCGAGGCCGCUGAAGCUCCGUUCGUCUCCACCGGUGGCUGCGAGGCCGCUGAAGCUCCGUUCGUCUCCACCGGUGGCUGCGAGGCCGCUGAAGCUCCGUUCGUCUCCACCGGUGGCUGCGAGGCCGCUGAAGCUCCGUUCGUCUCCACCGGUGGCUGCGAGGCCGCUGAAGCUCCGUUCGUCUCCACCGGUGGCUGCGAGGCCGCUGAAGCUCCGUUCGUCUCCACCGGUGGCUGCGAGGCCGCUGAAGCUCCGUUCGUCUCCACCGGUGGCUGCGAGGCCGCUGAAGCUCCGUUCGUCUCCACCGGUGGCUGCGAGGCCGCUGAAGCUCCGUUCGUCUCCACCGGUGGCUGCGAGGCCGCUGAAGCUCCGUUCGUCUCCACCGGUGGCUGCGAGGCCGCUGAAGCUCCGUUCGUCUCCACCGGUGGCUGCGAGGCCGCUGAAGCUCCGUUCGUCUCCACCGGUGGCUGCGAGGCCGCUGAAGCUCCGUUCGUCUCCACCGGUGGCUGCGAGGCCGCUGAAGCUCCGUUCGUCUCCACCGGUGGCUGCGAGGCCGCUGAAGCUCCGUUCGUCUCCACCGGUGGCUGCGAGGCCGCUGAAGCUCCGUUCGUCUCCACCGGUGGCUGCGAGGCCGCUGAAGCUCCGUUCGUCUCCACCGGUGGCUGCGAGGCCGCUGAAGCUCCGUUCGUCUCCACCGGUGGCUGCGAGGCCGCUGAAGCUCCGUUCGUCUCCACCGGUGGCUGCGAGGCCGCUGAAGCUCCGUUCGUCUCCACCGGUGGCUGCGAGGCCGCUGAAGCUCCGUUCGUCUCCACCGGUGGCUGCGAGGCCGCUGAAGCUCCGUUCGUCUCCACCGGUGGCUGCGAGGCCGCUGAAGCUCCGUUCGUCUCCACCGGUGGCUGCGAGGCCGCUGAAGCUCCGUUCGUCUCCACCGGUGGCUGCGAGGCCGCUGAAGCUCCGUUCGUCUCCACCGGUGGCUGCGAGGCCGCUGAAGCUCCGUUCGUCUCCACCGGUGGCUGCGAGGCCGCUGAAGCUCCGUUCGUCUCCACCGGUGGCUGCGAGGCCGCUGAAGCUCCGUUCGUCUCCACCGGUGGCUGCGAGGCCGCUGAAGCUCCGUUCGUCUCCACCGGUGGCUGCGAGGCCGCUGAAGCUCCGUUCGUCUCCACCGGUGGCUGCGAGGCCGCUGAAGCUCCGGGCUUCGUCUCCACCGGUGGCUGCGAGGCCGCUGAAGCUCCGUUCGUCUCCACCGGUGGCUGCGAGGCCGCUGAAGCUCCGUUCGUCUCCACCGGUGGCUGCGAGGCCGCUGAAGCUCCGUUCGUCUCCACCGGUGGCUGCGAGGCCGCUGAAGCUCCGUUCGUCUCCACCGGUGGCUGCGAGGCCGCUGAAGCUCCGUUCGUCUCCACCGGUGGCUGCGAGGCCGCUGAAGCUCCGUUCGUCUCCACCGGUGGCUGCGAGGCCGCUGAAGCUCCGUUCGUCUCCACCGGUGGCUGCGAGGCCGCUGAAGCUCCGUUCGUCUCCACCGGUGGCUGCGAGGCCGCUGAAGCUCCGUUCGUCUCCACCGGUGGCUGCGAGGCCGCUGAAGCUCCGUUCGUCUCCACCGGUGGCUGCGAGGCCGCUGAAGCUCCGUUCGUCUCCACCGGUGGCUGCGAGGCCGCUGAAGCUCCGUUCGUCUCCACCGGUGGCUGCGAGGCCGCUGAAGCUCCGUUCGUCUCCACCGGUGGCUGCGAGGCCGCUGAAGCUCCGUUCGUCUCCACCGGUGGCUGCGAGGCCGCUGAAGCUCCGUUCGUCUCCACCGGUGGCUGCGAGGCCGCUGAAGCUCCGUUCGUCUCCACCGGUGGCUGCGAGGCCGCUGAAGCUCCGUUCGUCUCCACCGGUGGCUGCGAGGCCGCUGAAGCUCCGUUCGUCUCCACCGGUGGCUGCGAGGCCGCUGAAGCUCCGUUCGUCUCCACCGGUGGCUGCGAGGCCGCUGAAGCUCCGUUCGUCUCCACCGGUGGCUGCGAGGCCGCUGAAGCUCCGUUCGUCUCCACCGGUGGCUGCGAGGCCGCUGAAGCUCCGUUCGUCUCCACCGGUGGCUGCGAGGCCGCUGAAGCUCCGUUCGUCUCCACCGGUGGCUGCGAGGCCGCUGAAGCUCCGUUCGUCUCCACCGGUGGCUGCGAGGCCGCUGAAGCUCCGUUCGUCUCCACCGGUGGCUGCGAGGCCGCUGAAGCUCCGUUCGUCUCCACCGGUGGCUGCGAGGCCGCUGAAGCUCCGUUCGUCUCCACCGGUGGCUGCGAGGCCGCUGAAGCUCCGUUCGUCUCCACCGGUGGCUGCGAGGCCGCUGAAGCUCCGUUCGUCUCCACCGGUGGCUGCGAGGCCGCUGAAGCUCCGUUCCCACUCAUUGAAGAGAACCAGAGCAGGAGAGGAGAAGAAGAGAGAGGUGGAGAGGAUGAGAGAGAGGAGGGAAGGGAGACAGUAG
This is a messenger RNA of Closterium sp. NIES-65, 6579 nucleotides long. Lineage: Eukaryota; Viridiplantae; Streptophyta; Zygnematophyceae; Desmidiales; Closteriaceae. The record is from the annotation of a GenBank genome assembly.